AUGUCCCUCUCGGACAGGCGCAUGACAGGAGACGGGUCGUUGUUUGUGCCAAAGGGGCUGCCUACUGUCGUUGGCACUGCCAGAGCCAACCUCAACUACACCACGUACGAGGGCCUACGUCUGUCCAACGGUGUGAAUUCUUUCCGGGGCAUGCGAUAUGCCGCACCACCACUUGGUAAUCUGAGAUGGAAAGCCCCAGUUGAACCUGCCCCAGUGCCGACGGGGACCGUGGAAAAGGCUAUGGCGUAUGGGCCAAUAUGCCUCGGAAACGGCGUGACGUAUCCCGCGCAUGGGCAGAGUGAAGAUUGUCUGUUUGUGAAUGUCUGGGCACCGACGAAUGCCACCGAGAAGUCUAAACUGCCUGUGAUACGGGCCACAACGCCCAACGCCAACUGGGAUGGCAACGAAGUCGUCCAACGGUCUGACCACAACAUUGUCAUGGUCAACUUCAACUACCGGGUCGGCCUCUGGGGAUUUCUUGCGAGCGAACGGGUGAGGGAGGACGGGGAUCUGAACGCGGGUUUGUUGGACCAGCGGAUGCUUAUGGCGUGGGUAAAGAGACAUAUUGCUUCAUUUGGGGGAGACCCCGACCACGUUGUCAUCCACGGCGCCUCUGCCGGGGCCGGUUCUGUGGCCACGCACCUGGUAGCCUACGGUGGGCGCAACGACAAUCUCUUUGUGGGAGCCAUGUCACAGGCCAACUUCUUCCCAGCCCAGCCCUUUGUCGAGGAACUCGAGUACCAGUUUGACCGGGUGGUCAGGCAAACAGGCUGUGGCCAACUGCAUCCGUCCCAGCAGAUGGCUUGUCUCCGGGGCAAGGACGUUGCCGUGUUACAAGCUGCCAACUAUGCACAGCCGUUCCCUGGGCGUCCAGAUCCGCCUGUUCCGCUAUUCUACUGGACCCCGUGUGUUGACGGAGACCUCCUCCGCGAUCUCCCCUAUCGGUUAUUUGAAAAGGGACACUUCAUCGACGUGCCAGUGAUGUUCGGGACAUCCACAAACGGUGCGUCCUCUCAACUCUACCCCCCCCAUUAA
Molecule: messenger RNA, 1035 nt
Organism: Chaetomium globosum CBS 148.51
Lineage: Eukaryota; Fungi; Ascomycota; Sordariomycetes; Sordariales; Chaetomiaceae
Exons: 5
Coding region: 1-1035 (344 amino acids)
Source: RefSeq, a predicted model, not a curated record